Molecule: messenger RNA, 741 nt
Organism: Pristis pectinata (smalltooth sawfish)
Lineage: Eukaryota; Metazoa; Chordata; Chondrichthyes; Rhinopristiformes; Pristidae
Gene: czib
Product: CXXC motif containing zinc binding protein
Exons: 8
Coding region: 16-576 (186 amino acids)
Molecular function (GO): zinc ion binding
Source: RefSeq, a predicted model, not a curated record
CGGACGGUUGUCGUAAUGACUCUACGCCGACAGGCCGUAAGUUGGUGUCGGGCCCGGGAUGGGGAAGUUUGGACUCCAGUUCAAAGCGACUUUGGAGAAUGUCAGCAAGUUGCGGCCGGACGGAGAGGAUUUCCGCUGGUUCUUGAAGGUGGAGCGGCUGGAAGAAAGAGUCUGAGUAAAUGUUUGAAAUGUCAGAAUUGUGGUGAAGUUUCUGAUAAAUGGCAGUAUGUCACGUUAAUGAACAGUGCCCCACUCAAAGGUGGGAGAGGAAGUGCCAAUAUGAUACAAAAGUGCAAGUUGUGCUCAAGAGAGAACUCCAUUGAUAUUCUGAAGGACACCAUCAAGCCAUAUAAUGCUGAAGACAGUGAAAAAUUUAAGACUAUUGUACAUUUUGAAUGUAGAGGAUUGGAGCCAGUUGACUUUCAACCACAGGCUGGAUUUGCUGCAGAAGGAACAGAGUCUGGAACACAAUUUGGUGAAAUUAAUCUGCUGGAAAAGGAUUGGAAUGAUUAUGAUGAGAAAAUCCAAGAGUCGGUGGGAAUCUAUGAUGUCACUCACAAGUUUGUUAAAAUAUGAACUGUACUCCCAACUGAUAUUUUUCACUCUUCUACUUAAAUGGACAAUUCCCGGAAUCAGCUAAACAGCUUGUCCCCAUUUGGCAUUUGUUUGCCAUUGCAAUAGAUUUGCGACAUCUACCAUGGUCGAACAAGUUUGUUUACAUUAAAAUUAAUCAACAUGGUA